This is a messenger RNA of Glycine soja, 1343 nucleotides long. Its product is annotated as abscisic acid receptor PYL4-like. Gene Ontology annotation, cellular component: cytoplasm; nucleus. Gene Ontology annotation, biological process: abscisic acid-activated signaling pathway. The record is from RefSeq and is a predicted model, not a curated record. Gene Ontology annotation, molecular function: signaling receptor activity; abscisic acid binding; protein phosphatase inhibitor activity. The transcript has a single exon. NCBI's taxonomy places the organism in Eukaryota, Viridiplantae, Streptophyta, Magnoliopsida, Fabales, Fabaceae. Bases 363 to 1055 code for a protein of 230 amino acids.
ACCUUGUAAUGUAUCCUCUCAUUUCUCUCUAUCUUUCUCUCUCUCCUCAUUUACCUAGCUCGAAUCUCAUCUCCAAAAGCAACAAAAAAGAGCAAAAAGAAGAGAAGAAAAAAGAAAACCCCUUCAUUUCAGCAACAAAACUAAUGCAACUUGUACUACAAAAAUAUUUAUACUAACCCACUCCUUACCUUGCCGUCUCCAACACCCUCUCAUAUAUAUGUUUUUGCUUAUUAUUCAACAUCAUCAACAAAUCACACACACACAAACACAAAGUGAUAUAUACCUCCGGAGAGAAGAAGAAACAAAGAGAUUCAUUUUUAGUGACUAUUAUUUUUAUUAUAAAUUAAAUAAUAAUAAUAACAAUGCCUUUUUCUCUUCAGUUGGAUAGGUUCAAUCCUAUCACCGACGCCGUCACCACCGCCACCGUCGCCAUCGCCAACGGCGUUAACUGCCCGAAGCAGCCUCAAGCGCCGCCGUCCACUGCGGCGCGUCGCCUAAUGGUGCCCUCUCUCUCUUCUGGCAGGGGAAUCGUGGCCUCCGACACGGUGGCGCUCCACCACACGAACGUGGUGGGGCUCAACCAGUGCUGCUCCGUGGUGACGCAGCACAUCAACGCCCCCGUCGCAGCCGUGUGGGCGGUGGUGCGGCGGUUCGACAACCCACAGGGGUACAAGAACUUCGUGAAGAGCUGCCACGUCAUCACCGGCCACGGCAUUCGCGUGGGCGCCGUCCGCGAGGUGCGGGUGGUGUCGGGGCUCCCCGCCGAGAUGAGCACGGAGCGGCUGGAGAUCCUCGAUGACGAGCGCCAUGUCAUCAGUUUCAGCGUCGUCGGCGGCGACCACCGCCUCAGGAACUACCGGUCGGUGACGACGCUCCACGCCAACGGGAACGGGACACUUGUCAUCGAGUCAUACGUCGUUGACGCACCGCAGGGUAACACUAAGGAGGAAACAUGCGUGUUCGUCGACACGAUCGUACGUUGUAACUUGCAGUCGCUGGCUCAGAUUGCUGAGAACAGAACCAAAAACUGUGAAAACGCUGCACAACACUGUUAACUGUUAAGUGUUUAACGAUAUCAUUAUUUCUUCUCUAUUUCUUUUUCUUUCUUCUUCUUUUUUUAAAGUUAAAAUGGGUUGUGUCUUCCGGUUUUUUUGUUUCAAAUUCGGGUGUCAUGGACUUAGAUUCAAGCCCGUGUUUUUGGAAUUGAUAUGCAUGGAUGUGUAUAGAUCACUAGGGUUUUUCGGACGGCAAUGGUUGAAUCUAUGUGAUAUGUAUAUAUGAUAUAUGUUAAUGUUAAUGUUCAUAUAAAUGAUCCAAUGAUGUAGUUCUAUUUUCUUUUUUCA